This is a messenger RNA of Camellia sinensis, 1200 nucleotides long. RefSeq names its product ethylene-responsive transcription factor ERF027. The record is from RefSeq and is a predicted model, not a curated record. Gene Ontology annotation, biological process: regulation of DNA-templated transcription. Gene Ontology annotation, molecular function: DNA-binding transcription factor activity; DNA binding. Lineage: Eukaryota; Viridiplantae; Streptophyta; Magnoliopsida; Ericales; Theaceae.
ACUCAACCUAGAAUUGUGAUUAUUUUGGGAAUGGAACCUAUGUAUUUUUUUAUCUUUUCAUUGCAUGGCUAAUCCUGAUGCUAACGUGCGCCAAAAUUACCAACCACCCAAUUCAUCAUUGACUCUUCUCACACAGCUCCAACAACAACCCAACAACUCUCCAUUAAGAACCACCACUACUGAAGACCCAUCACCAAAAUCACCCCAACCCCCCUUCACAGCAACCAUUGCUUCACGGUCAAGAGGCGGCGCAACCUCCAGCAAGCAUCCGAAUUUUCGAGGAAUUCGGUGCCGGAGCGGGAAAUGGGUAUCCGAAAUACGCGAACCACGAAAGACCACGCGCGUAUGGCUUGGGACGUACCCAACUCCGGAAAUGGCUGCGGCGGCUUACGAUGCAGCGGCGCUGGCUCUGAAAGGCCCCAACUCCCCGCUCAACUUCCCAAAAUCUCUUCUUUCGUAUCCCGUGGCGGCUUCUUCGUCGGCGAUUGAUGUGCGUGCGGCGGCGGCGGCGGCGGCGGCUGCAGCAGCCAGACUACCGAGGCAGAGCGGGCCGGUUGAGAACACGUGUCAAACUCGUACGGAUUCCGGGCAAGCUUUUUUUAUGGACGAUGAGGAGAUUUUUGACAUGCCGAAUUUGCUGGUGGACAUGGCGAAGGGAAUGCUGAUGAGCCCGCCGAGGAUGAUGAAGCCGCCCCCGUCUGAUGAUGACUUACCGGAGAAUUCUGAUGGAGGAAGCUUAUGGAGUUAUACUUAACCCGUCCCAUCAAUUAAAAAGACAAAGCUAUAAAUAGUGGAAAGUAAUAUAAAUAAAAGAUUAUUCCACCAUGUUGGGUGGUACAUGUACUACUUGGUUGUUUUAUUUUUUAUUUUUUUAUUUUCUUCGAUGUCGGUAUAUUCUGAAGCUGAUUGGGUUCCUAUAGGCAAUAGGUAAUGAGAAAUAUGAAGAGUUGAGGAGGAUAUUUUAAUAUAUUAAUGAAAUUAAAUAUUAUACAAAAAUAAAAAAGUGAAAAUUUUGUAGAGGAACCAAUAAACAACCCACCAAAGCAAGACAAAUAAACAACUAAUAAAAGACACCCAACCCAUCAACACCCAAACACCCCCCUAAAACAUUAUAUAAAAAAAAAAAAUGAGAACCAUCCAAAAUACCAAAAAUAAAGCUCCAAAAAACAAUUAAAAGCAACAAACCGAGAGAUAAAAAAA